Caenorhabditis elegans is the source of this 1377-nucleotide messenger RNA. It is a transcript of the gene acp-1, whose product is annotated as Putative acid phosphatase 1. NCBI's taxonomy places the organism in Eukaryota, Metazoa, Nematoda, Chromadorea, Rhabditida, Rhabditidae. Gene Ontology annotation, molecular function: acid phosphatase activity. The transcript is spliced from 9 exons. The record is from RefSeq and is marked reviewed. Gene Ontology annotation, cellular component: membrane. Bases 2 to 1282 code for a protein of 426 amino acids.
GAUGAGGGUGUUAUUCUACGUGUCCAUACUUGUGAUCAUAGCUUCUGUCCAUACGCAACUUAUUUCGGUUCAUGUGAUAUUCCGCCAUGGAGCUCGAGCACCGGUUCUCAACGUCACAUCGGAGGAGGCAAAGUCUUAUUUUUACCGUGGUUUGGGACAACUGACAGAUGAAGGUUUCGAGCAAGCAAGACUGAUGGGUAAAGUACUUCGUGAUCGAUAUGUUAACUCUUUCGUUGAUGCGAGAAUGCUCUCAUCGCAAUUAUUGUUUCGGAGUAGCCCUGUCGAGCGAUGUUUGAUGACUCUUCAAACGGUCGGAAAUACAAUGUUUCCGAAUGCUACGCCUCCGGUGCAGACUGUAGCUAAACCGGAUGACUUUUUACUCGUUCCCAAACUUGAUUGUGACUUUCAACUAGGAGAAUGGGACAACUAUUUCAACCUAACAGAGUCAGAUAAGAAGAUGGCUAGAAAAAAUCCAUGGUUUGUCAGUGACAAGGCCUUGAGAAAGGCAGUAACUAAAACUGAUUUUCUCCAAGAUAGAGGAGGUGAAAAUCUGCCAGCACUAAUUUUGGAAAAAGAAGCCGGAUUAGCAGUUCCAUCGUGGUUCAAUGAAGGUGCUUAUAAAGAAUCGCUUCAUGUAUUUUAUAGUGCGCUCGCAGUUAUGUCUUCAGUCGGUGAAUACAAAAGCUCCAAAGGAAUCCGAAUUAAAUCUGGACUUUUGAUGGAGAAAGUGUUCAAUGACAUUCAAGAAAAAGUGCGCUGUCAUGAGAAAAAGGAAGUUUCAAAUAUUAAAUGCGACAUUCACAAGCUACAAGUUUUCAGUUCUCACGACUUACUAAUUCUUCCAAUUCUGGAAACUCUUGGAAUUCGUGAAGAAGUUUUGGGAAAAGACAUGCCACCAGAGUUCAUGUCAACAAUAAUUAUUGAAACAAUGAUAGUUGACAAUUCUCCAGUGGUAAAAGUGCUUUUCCGAAAAAACCCUCGAGAAAUUACAUUACGCGAUGUCACCGGAUUUGUCAAAAAUUGCCCUCCCGGCCAGCCGCUUUGCCCAGUUCAGCGAUUUACUUCUUGUUGUAACGAGUUUAUCACCUCGGAUCCAAAAUCAGAAUGUUAUGCAGAAACAACAGUUGAAAAACAAAGUGAAUGGGUAAUGACCCCACUUUCAUGGAUAAUUGUUGCAAUUGCGAUACUUCUUUUAAUUGCUUUAAUACUCAUGACUUAUUUUGUAAUUCGUUACAAGAAUCGAUCGAUUGUGAAUAUCAAAAAACUUUCCUUGGAAAACUAACAUAUCAAAAAAAAAAAACGUUCAGUGCUCAGGUUUGCUGUUCUCUAAAGAAGUUGAUACAAAAAAUGAAAAAUAAUAAAAUUUUAUUAACUUUG